Molecule: messenger RNA, 2502 nt
Organism: Larimichthys crocea (large yellow croaker)
Lineage: Eukaryota; Metazoa; Chordata; Actinopteri; Sciaenidae
Gene: xpnpep2
Product: X-prolyl aminopeptidase (aminopeptidase P) 2, membrane-bound
Exons: 21
Coding region: 184-2202 (672 amino acids)
Molecular function (GO): metalloaminopeptidase activity
Source: RefSeq, a predicted model, not a curated record
GAGGAGAGAGAGAAAGAGAGAGAGAGAGAGGGGACAGUCAUGCACUUACUAGGAGACACCCACACACAAUUUCUCACCAGACACACACUCACACUCUCUCACAUACGCUGCAUGCACAUCGGAGCACCUGCUUUGUAGCCACUGUGUGUGUGGAUCUCUCCGUGACGGGUUUGUAGUGCCAAGAUGCUUUCCUGUGGCUGGAUUUUGGCGCUGUUUCUGGCAGCACUAUCAGGAAACACUGUUGGUGCCGCUGCAUUGGAGCAAACUGAGAGGAACUGCUCUCUGUCCCCGCCGUACCUCCCCAGCACAGCAGUAAAUACCACUCUCCAGCUGAAGGAGUUACGAGAGCAGAUGCUUCCCAGGAAUAUUGCUGCCUACAUUAUCCCUGGCACAGACGCUCACCUGAGUGAGUACAUCGCACCACGUGAUAACAGGGUGGCCUUUAUGACCGGCUUUACAGGCUCCGCAGGCACCGCCGUAGUUACUAAGACCAAGGCCACACUGUGGACAGACAGCCGCUACUGGGUUCAAGCUGAGAGACAGAUGGAUUGCAACUGGGAACUGGAAAAAGAUGUGUCCAUCAGAAGUAUAGCAGAAUGGCUCAUCACUGAGGUUCCACCAGGAGGCAAGAUCGGCUUUGAUCCCUUCCUCUUCUCCCUUCAAACUCAGGAGAACUACCACAUCAGUCUGGAGUCGAGCAACCGCACCCUCAUGUCCAUUCCUGAUAACCUGGUCGACCGAGUGUGGAAGGACAGACCAAACAUCCCGCCUGAUCACCUCACCCGCCUGCCCGACAGAGUCAUAAAAAGGUCCUGGCAGAUUAAAGUGACAGACAUACGGAAUCAGAUAAAGGACAAUCCAUACAAGCCGACAGCUCUUCUGCUAUCAGCACUGGAUGAAACAGCCUGGCUGUUUAAUCUGCGUGGCAACGACAUCCCAUACAAUCCAUUCUUCUACUCCUACACACUGCUCACAAUGGAUCAUAUCUGGCUCUUUCUCCAUACUGACAGAGUGACAGAGGAAUUGAAGACGUACCUAAAUGCUUCCUGUGUCGAGUCCCUCUGUGUGCAGCUAAAAAACUAUGACACUGUCCGAGAUGACCUGAAGAAUUAUGUGGCGAACCCUGGUGUUAAAGUGUGGAUCGGCACAGAGUACACAAACUAUGCACUUUAUGAGCUGAUCACACCAGAGGAAAAACUAAUGACGAGCUCAUACUCUCCUGUGUUGACGAGCAAAGCGGUGAAAGAUGAGACUGAGGAGCGAAUCUUGAGGGAUGCCCACGUGAGGGAUGCAGUCGCAGUCAUGCAGCUGCUGAUGUGGCUGGAGAAGGCGGUUCCACAGGGAAAGGAGACUGAGCUGACGGCUGCAGAAUACGUCAAUCAAUGUCGCAGCAAACAGAAAGACAGCAGAGGCCCAAGCUUUGAGACUAUCUCUGCGAGCGGACCCAACGCUGCACUUGCCCAUUACAGCCCAACUAAAGAAACAAACCGGAAAUUGACAGUUGAUGAGAUGUACCUGGUGGACUCUGGUGGCCAGUAUCUAGAUGGGACCACUGACAUCACUCGGACUGUUCACUGGGGAACUCCCACAACAAUGCAAAGGGAGGCCUUCACUAGAGUGCUCAUGGGAAACAUUGAAAUAUCUCGAACUAUCUUUCCCACAGGGACAAGAGGUGCAAACAUGGAGAUGCUGGGUCGCAGGGCAUUGUGGGAAGUGGGCUUGAACUACGGCCACGGCACAGGUCAUGGUGUUGGAAACUACUUUGGAGUUCACGAGUGGCCAGUUGGCUUUCAGACCAACAACAUUCCUUUCAGAUCUGGCAUGUUCACGUCCAUAGAACCUGGAUAUUACAAGGAGAACGACUUUGGAAUCCGAAUCGAAGAUGUCGCUGUGAUUAAACCUGUGAAUACAAAGUAUGGUAAUAACUACCUGACCUUUGACACUGUGUCGCUGGUUCCAUAUGACAGAAAGCUGAUUGACACAUCUCUCCUCAGCUCAGAACAGAUUCAGUGGCUGAAUAAAUACUAUGAAACCAUCCGAAGGCUGAUGGGUCCUGAGCUGGACAAACAGGGACUACAUGAGGAGAAGGAUUGGAUGCUCAGAAACACGGAGCCCUUCACGUCUGGAUCUUCUGCAUCUGUCUGUUCCUCUUCACUGACCCUCUUUGCGUUGGCUGUGGCUCUCCUCCACAACAUCGUCUGAGCAUCUUCAUCUCUCUGGCCCUCACUCCAUUCACAGCAGACUUGCACACUAAUGUUACCCCUAUGCAGUCUUUAUUGAGCAGCUAUACCACAUGAGGGAUGCACUGCAAUUUAGCAUUUUUUAAUUGAGGGAUAUAUUUGUUUAAUGAUUUGAUUGCUGAUAUUGUGGUGUUCAAAGUUAAAAAAUAAUCGUUUGUUUGAUUUUUGAUGUUUUAGCUUUUUGGUUUUUAAUCUGGACAUUUGUAUGACCAGCUGAUAUAAUUUCUAUUUUAUUAAAGUAACACUCUUUAAAAUAAAGGUA